Messenger RNA from Homo sapiens (human), 10817 nucleotides. It is a transcript of the gene MRTFB, whose product is annotated as myocardin related transcription factor B. Gene Ontology annotation, biological process: positive regulation of miRNA transcription; positive regulation of transcription by RNA polymerase II. The record is from RefSeq and is a predicted model, not a curated record. Gene Ontology annotation, molecular function: transcription coactivator activity. Bases 2396 to 5482 code for a protein of 1028 amino acids. NCBI's taxonomy places the organism in Eukaryota, Metazoa, Chordata, Mammalia, Primates, Hominidae. Gene Ontology annotation, cellular component: nucleus. The transcript has 15 exons.
CCUAUUCCGUUGUGUCACUGGCUCACACCUUGUAAUUGAUUUCCGUUGUACUUGGGAUAAAAUCAAAAAUCUGUGGGGUAAAAAGCCUUGCCUAUGUUUCCAGAAGCCGCUGGACUUGCUCUCCCUCAUCUCUCUUCUCUCUAGAAUGCCUCCCCUCCCCAGCCCCUGGCCUGAGCACCUGCAGCUCACCCUUUCAGUUUCACUUCAGAUGUCGCCUUCUCACACAGGCCCUUCAGUACCACUGCUCCCUCCUCAAACUGACUUAGAUCCUUUUAGUCUUUGUAUGUAUCAUCACUAUUAUUUUAUUCAAUAUCCCUCCCCCCUCUAGACUGUAAGAUCUAUGAGGAUGGCGCUAAGUCUAUUUUGUUCACCACUGUGCUUGCACCUGCCGGCCUGUGACAUCUGCUACUCACUUGGUAAAUACUAUUUCACAGGAGGAUGUUUAUUUCCUGGGAUAGAAUAACCAGGAAAGUGUUCGUGGGGCUGCUGUGGUUAUCCUGAUUCCAUCACCUAAAGGAAAAAGGCACAUCAAAAUUACCAUUUAAACCAUUUUAAGGCCUACAUUCAGCGUCAGGGUAGGCCUUGAUUAGUAUUUCAUCAUAUCAGUCUCACCUCAUUAAGGUGAUAAUAGUCCCUGCUUACAGUGGUUCAACUUAGGAUUUUUGACUUUAUGAUGGGUUUAUCAGAGUAUUAAAUGCAUUUUGACUUACAGUUUUCGACUUAAACCCAUCCUAAGUGAAGGAGCAUCUGUACUAUCAUAACACCACUCUAAUUUAUUAAAAGCUUUCAGGAAAAAGUAUAGAUACGUUUGAAACAUUGGGUUUUCCGUUGUUUCCUAAAGAUAGCUUUAUCAGGGUUUUUUAGCAGGCAUCAGAAUGGCAAAGAAGAUCUUAACAUUUCUUUGUGUCUUCCCAGUUGUAUUUGUAUUGCUUAUACUGCAAUAACAAAAUACCGGUGGACUACCUGGCUUAAACAACAGAAGUUACUUUUCUCACAGUUCUGGAGGCUAGGAAGCCUGGUGAGGCCAGUUAAUGGUGGUGGGUCUCUUCCAGGCUUGUAGCCUUCUUGCUGUGCAUGCACAGGGAGAGAAAGAAAGAGGGAGGGUGAGCCCUCAGGUGUCUCUUCUCAUGAGGACACUAACCCUGUCAGAUCAGGGUCCCAACCUCGUGACCUCAUUUAACUUUACCUCCGAAAGGCCCUUUUUCCAAAUGCAGUCACAUUGGGGGUUAGGGCUUCCAUGUAGGAAUUUGAGAGGGACACAGUUCAGUCUAUAACAGCAGUGAAUUCUUAUUGAUGUAAGAACUUUUUCUAGUGGUAUUUUAAGGUACAAGAUUUCUUAUAAAAUAGAGAUAGUGUGAGCAAAAGCACUGAUGAGGUUAAUUGGUACAGUGGCCAAAACUUCAUAGCAUAUUAGGAAGUAUUUCUUUUUGUAUGCUUUUCUUUUUUUUUUUUUUUUUUAAUUAUCUUGUGGAAAGACUAAAUUUUCCUUUUUAAUUCUGGCUCUGCUUCUCACUAGCUGUGUGAUCUUGGAUAAAUGCUUAAUUCCUUUGUAAAACUCAGUAUUGGUACCCGCCAUGUAGGGUUGUUAUGAGGAUUAGAUGUGGUGAUAGCCGUAAAGCUCCCAGGAUGGAGUCUGACAAACAAUGAGCCCACAUUAAAGCUCCGUUUGACGCACUUGGCCAUCCUUCCCAGUGUGGGGCAAAGUAAAACCAAUUUCUAGGCUAUUGAAGCAGGUGAAUGCACACAGGCUGGCAAUUUCCCAACUGAAUAUGAUUUCUGAGGAGGUGCAAGUAUCCAGUGUCUGCAUUCUAGCAUGCAUGAUCAUCUGCUAGAGUUGCCCUUUUUCUCGUUUAUUUGAAUCUAAACAGUAGAGCAAGUAGAUUGACUAUCUUGGAGUUUAAACACCGAAAACAUCCAAACAUCAGAACUUUUCUCCACAUACUACUGACAUUGAAACAUGUCACGAAACAUGACAUUCUAAUACCAGAACAAUUGGCUUUUGUGCGUGGCAAGGGAUAAUGUGGCAAUCCUCUAUGCUGUGCAUGGCUGCUUGGUCCAUCAUCGUCUGGAUCAUCUCACACAGUUGCUAUGAUAUUAGGAUAACACACAAGUUAUGGCAGUUCUUAGUUUAUGUUUUGCUAGGCACAUUGCACAUGUGUGUGUAUAUAUAUACAUAGGUAUAUGUACAAAUGUGUAUAUGUAAAUAUAUUUGAGUGUGUGUUUGUAUCAGCCCCAUUCCUGAAUCCACAAAAUGGAAAGGAAAACCGAGAUACUGAGUCUGGAUCAUCUGACUUCAACAGAGUAGCAUGUGCUUACUAUUCUGGGAAAAAUUGGAGUGCUCCAGCUGAGGCUGCAACAAAGGAGGACGAGAGAACAACUAGUGGACCAGGGCAUCAUGCCACCUUUGAAGAGCCCAGCGGCAUUCCAUGAACAGAUAAAAAGCUUGGAACGAGCCAGAACUGAAAACUUUUUGAAACACAAGAUUCGGAGUCGACCAGAUCGUUCUGAACUUGUCAGGAUGCACAUUUUAGAAGAAACAUUUGCAGAGCCAUCCCUGCAGGCUACUCAGAUGAAGUUGAAAAGAGCUCGACUAGCAGAUGAUCUGAAUGAAAAGAUUGCUCAAAGACCUGGUCCUAUGGAGCUGGUAGAGAAAAACAUCCUUCCUGUGGACUCCAGUGUUAAAGAAGCAAUUAUAGGCGUUGGGAAGGAGGACUAUCCCCACACUCAGGGCGAUUUCUCAUUUGAUGAAGACAGCAGUGACGCUUUGUCUCCGGACCAGCCUGCGAGUCAGGAGUCACAGGGGUCAGCCGCGUCCCCAAGUGAGCCAAAAGUUAGUGAAUCGCCAUCUCCUGUGACUACAAACACUCCAGCGCAGUUUGCUUCAGUGUCCCCAACAGUUCCUGAAUUCUUGAAAACUCCUCCAACUGCAGAUCAGCCUCCCCCACGGCCUGCAGCUCCUGUCCUCCCCACAAACACUGUGUCCUCAGCAAAGCCUGGCCCAGCACUGGUGAAGCAAAGCCAUCCCAAGAAUCCAAAUGACAAACACCGUAGCAAAAAGUGCAAAGAUCCCAAACCACGGGUAAAGAAGUUAAAGUACCACCAAUACAUUCCACCAGAUCAGAAGGGUGAGAAGAAUGAGCCGCAGAUGGACUCUAACUACGCCCGCCUGCUCCAGCAGCAGCAGCUGUUCCUGCAACUGCAGAUCCUGAGUCAGCAGAAGCAGCACUACAACUACCAGACCAUCCUGCCUGCACCAUUCAAGCCACUCAAUGACAAAAAUAGUAACAGUGGGAAUUCAGCUUUGAACAAUGCCACACCUAACACACCAAGACAGAAUACAUCUACUCCUGUGAGAAAGCCAGGACCUCUGCCUUCUAGCCUGGAUGACUUAAAGGUAUCAGAACUGAAGACAGAACUGAAGUUAAGGGGUCUGCCAGUGUCAGGCACCAAACCGGACCUCAUUGAGCGCCUAAAACCCUACCAGGAAGUGAACAGCAGCGGCCUUGCUGCUGGGGGCAUCGUGGCAGUGUCAUCAUCAGCCAUUGUCACCAGUAACCCAGAAGUCACUGUGGCCUUGCCGGUUACAACACUACACAACACUGUGACUAGCUCAGUCUCUACUCUCAAGGCAGAAUUGCCACCUACAGGAACCAGCAACGCAACCCGUGUGGAAAAUGUUCAUUCCCCUCUGCCCAUUUCACCAUCUCCCUCCGAACAGUCCAGUCUCAGUACUGAUGACACAAACAUGGCAGACACUUUCACCGAGAUUAUGACCAUGAUGUCGCCUUCACAGUUCUUGAGUUCAUCUCCUUUGAGAAUGACAAAUAAUGAAGACAGUCUGAGUCCCACCAGCAGCACUCUGUCAAACCUGGAACUGGAUGCAGCCGAAAAGGAUCGCAAGCUUCAGGAGAAAGAGAAGCAAAUCGAAGAGCUGAAGAGGAAACUGGAACAAGAGCAGAAGCUCGUGGAAGUGCUGAAAAUGCAACUUGAGGUUGAAAAACGAGGGCAGCAGCAGCGGCCCCUGGAAGCCCAGCCCAGUGCCCCAGGUCAUUCUGUCAAGUCAGAUCAGAAGCACGGCAGCCUUGGCUCCUCCAUCAAAGAUGAGGCCUCACUCCCUGACUGCUCCAGCUCCAGGCAGCCCAUCCCAGUAGCCAGCCACGCUGUAGGCCAGCCCGUCUCUACAGGUGGCCAGACCCUUGUUGCCAAAAAGGCUGUAGUUAUCAAGCAAGAGGUCCCUGUGGGCCAGGCAGAGCAGCAGAGUGUCGUCUCGCAGUUUUAUGUGAGUUCCCAGGGACAGCCACCGCCUGCUGUUGUUGCUCAGCCCCAGGCUUUACUGACCACGCAGACUGCUCAGCUGCUGCUCCCAGUGUCCAUCCAGGGCUCGAGUGUCACCUCAGUGCAACUCCCUGUAGGCAGCCUCAAACUCCAGACUUCACCACAAGCAGGAAUGCAGACUCAGCCUCAGAUAGCAACUGCUGCACAAAUACCAACUGCUGCCUUGGCCUCAGGCUUGGCCCCAACUGUACCUCAGACACAAGACACGUUCCCGCAGCAUGUGCUCAGUCAGCCUCAACAAGUCAGAAAGGUUUUCACAAACUCAGCAUCAUCAAAUACAGUUCUUCCAUAUCAGAGACAUCCUGCCCCAGCUGUCCAGCAGCCCUUUAUCAAUAAGGCCUCCAACAGUGUUCUUCAAUCCAGAAAUGCUCCGCUUCCAUCCCUGCAAAAUGGACCUAACACACCCAACAAGCCUAGUUCACCCCCGCCACCCCAGCAAUUUGUCGUCCAGCACUCUCUAUUUGGGAGUCCAGUCGCCAAGACAAAAGAUCCCCCCCGCUAUGAGGAGGCCAUCAAGCAGACACGCAGCACACAGGCCCCUCUGCCAGAGAUUUCCAACGCUCACAGUCAGCAGAUGGAUGACCUCUUUGAUAUCCUCAUUAAGAGUGGAGAGAUCUCCCUCCCCAUAAAAGAAGAACCUUCUCCUAUUUCCAAAAUGAGACCAGUGACAGCCAGCAUCACCACAAUGCCAGUGAAUACAGUGGUGUCCCGGCCACCACCCCAAGUCCAAAUGGCACCACCUGUAUCUUUAGAACCUAUGGGCAGUUUAUCUGCCAGCUUAGAGAACCAACUAGAAGCUUUCUUGGAUGGAACUUUACCCUCAGCCAAUGAAAUUCCUCCACUACAAAGCAGCAGUGAAGACAGAGAGCCCUUCUCUCUGAUCGAGGACCUCCAGAAUGAUCUGCUGAGUCACUCAGGUAUGCUGGACCAUUCACACUCACCCAUGGAGACUUCCGAGACCCAGUUUGCUGCAGGUACUCCCUGUCUGUCUCUCGACCUGUCAGACUCAAACUUGGACAACAUGGAGUGGUUGGACAUUACCAUGCCCAACUCCUCUUCAGGACUCACUCCUCUCAGCACCACCGCGCCGAGCAUGUUCUCUGCUGACUUUCUAGACCCACAGGACCUACCGCUGCCAUGGGACUAACGUCACAGAUUUCUUUUCUGAGAGUUGAUGAGGUUUAAGAACAUGAAGAUUCUAAAAGGUCAGUUUUUAGAGAUAGAUCUAUAGUUGCAUUGUUGCAAUCAAAAUAUGUUGUCACAGAAAGAAUAGGUGGAAGGUCAUAGCCUGGAACCCAAGUUUGAAAACAUUUCAUUGUGUUCAGUAGUGAAUUUCUACAGUUUAACAUAGCACAGGGCCUUCUGAAAAUCGCACUUGUCAAAGACGACUCAUCUAUUUCUCCAGACUUCAGUAAAGAAUGAAAAGUACCUUUAGAUAAAAACAAAGAAGAGUAAUAUAUGCAGCACAGUGACGUUAGGAUUCUGGUAAUUAACUACAUUUAAAUCUCUGGUCACUUUAAGACCCUAAAUAAAAGGCAGACAGCUCCACUCAAAAACUAAGGCUGAUGUGAGGGAGGUGAGAGGUCACUGCACUUGGUACUUCCUAGAGACGGCCGGAGCCAGGCCCAAGACACAGCAGAGGUCAAAGGCAGUGGAGAGCCUUGGCCAGUUCAGUGACAGCUUCUGGCUGAAGACUUUUGGUUCUAUUCAGAAACCUGUGUCGUUUUUUUGGUGUUGUAGUUUAUUUUGUGAUUUUUUGGAAUCGUACUUUAUAUUUCCAAAUUUAAAUUUAAAUGCAAGAUCUUUCAACAUAAACAGAAGAUACCUACAAAAUACUGUCAGAAGUCCAGGUAUACUGAUAACACUGAAAAUUCUAUUAGCAACCUUCUGGGUUGGUUAGAUUGAUUUUAAUGUAUAUAUUAGACAUUUGUAUGUAUGCUCUGACAUUGUGAUUUGUACAGCCUACGCUGGGGUAAGGAAAUGGGUAUCCAAGGUCCUACUUUUUUAAUAGCUCGAAUAUUUCUAGAGUACUUGAGCCACAUGUAUUUCUGUAUUUAAAGAAUUGCUGACUAACUUUCAGGUAACCAGACCCAUCUCAAAGAACCAAGAAAAGGCUUUAGCAUGAAAUAUCUUUCUGAGCUGGCGAGUUAGAAGAAUGGAAGGUAAGGGGAAGGUCUGUCAUCUACCCAGGACAUUCCCAUGAUGAGUACAGGUCAGAUUGUGCCACAAGGUGGGCCUCCACGUCCCUGCCCUGGCCCUCUUUCUUCUGUCACUAACCCUGGUUAUCAUUUUACAGGCUUGUAACUGGAUAUUCUACCAGAGCUCUCACUAUAUUGUCAAGCCUAAGAUUGAAAAACUGGAGGCUUUAUUAGUGUUUUUAUAUAGAAAACAGUUAUUACAUAUGUGUUAAGUCAUUUCUUAAGAAUUUUCUAAAAUGCCAACUAUCACAGGAUUAUUUCAAGCUAGUCAUUGAGGUAUAUGACAAAAUGUAAAUAACAAAAAACUGAAAUCUACCAAAAGAGCAUGGAGAUUUUUCUUAAAUAAUAAUAUUGUGCUCUCCACCUCACCCUUGUGUAAACCCUCAGGUCAGGUUGGUUCCCCUGGGUCACAAAAUGGUAAAUGUUCCAUACUGACAUGCCGGAGGCAGCCUGACCCGUUAUUUGGAAAGAAUUUGUGAAUUAUUUCUGGGUUUGUGUUUUGCCUAAGAGCUGAUCUUAUUUCUGAUUUGUGUGUGUGUGGUUUAUAAAUUUUACUACGUGUAACAAAAGUCUGCUUUUCCAGCAUGAGCACACUGGAGCCCUCUGCUCACUGGCACUUCCUGACUCAAAGGCACUAACAGUGCUCAUGUGCCUUCCAGACGGUUCAAGGCAGAGGCCACUGUGCUCAGUGUAGUCUGUGAUGAAUAGUUUAAGUGUUCAGAAAUUGGUAAACCAACACACGGGAUACAAUAACUCUCUGUUAACCAGAACACCGUCAUUUGACCAAGCCCUACAAGAGUUUACCACACUAGAUGUUCUGUGAAUCCUCGAGUCAGUUCCAUUGAGAGGGGCCUGUCUCCAGGGCCAGGCUAUUUACUUGGGAAAGUAUUUUUCUUACAGUUCUUGGCCACAGUUUUUUUGCUGAGGGUUUCUGUCUGGGCCUAUCAGGUCCAUACUUAGACCCUGAGCAUCUUCUUCAUUCAGAUUUGAAUGGCUUAUUAAAUUAGCACCAAAUAUCAGUGGGACUGUAGAAGGUAACCGAACACUAGUACCAUUGACUCUCGUUGAAUAACUUUAUAUUUCCAUAAUCCUGAAUUGUGUAGAUAGUUUUCUAGCUCUCGGGUCCCUUUAUUGCUUUUUAAAAUAGGGUUUGAAACAUGCCACAGGAAGGUUGCUCUCCAAAAAUACACAGUGCAGUGCAAGAAAAUGCUAUCUCAUUGGCCUACUCUCCUAUGAAUUGCUAAAGUGCCCACUUCACAUAUGUGUUUAAACCUUUAUAAACCAGUAUUUCACUUUUAAAAAGACAAGGCAUCUCUACCCAUUAACUCUGCAAGCCACUCCACUUGCACCAUUCCGCUUGACCCUCCUCUCUCCUGGCUUGGGUCACCAGCCAGGCACCUGUGACACGAGUGCUGCUCUCCAGGAUCUCCACUACAUGUUCCAGGUUGGAGUGAGGACGCGCUAUGUGCUCACACUCAUGUGACAUGACCAAAGAUGAUACUCUGUAAACAAGGCCCUUCUGACCGGACUCAGUGCGUGUGAUGGUGAGUGCAAUGAGGAAGGGUGGAUAUUGACUAAAGACUGGUUGUUGUUGUUGUUUAGGUUAGUGUCACAGCCAUUACAGCACAAGUCAAAGUCGCCAGUUGAAUUUUCAUUAUGCACGUGUGUGGUUUAAGCAGUGGUACUGUUGUAUAUCAUAUUGUAAAGUAUCAUACUGCCAAGAAAAUAACUCCUAGAAAGGCAUUAUCUCACAUCCCCAUCUUACUUUCCUACAUGUUCUCAAAACACAGUAGUACCAGCCUUACCUUUCUGCUGUAUGUAGAUAGUCAGAUCAUCCUACUGGGGGUGGGAUGAAUUUAAAAGUUAUACCAAAAUUUCUGUAAAGUCUUUGAAAGUCUAGGAGUAGGUGGUCAUCUUGUACAUUUCAGCAAAGCAUCCACUAGGAAACCUCAUAGGACAGUGUUAGUGGUUCACGUUCUAGUGUUUUUCCUGAAAUGUGCAAUCUACUGUAUAGUAUUGCCACAUAAUUGUACAUAGAUGUAUUCUGAAUUUGUGGAAUUUCUUGCUUAGAUACUAUUGUGUUUGUUUCAUAUGAAUAUUUUUGUAAUUCUAAAAGAGAUCUUAUUUAAAUUUCCUUUUUAAAAGCCGCAUGGUUCUGUGAUCCAUGUAACUGACACUUUUUGGCUUUCAGUGCUGUUUAGAAACAGUGGCAAAGGCAGGGUGGUGCUGCCUGCAAGCUGCUGCCUAUGGAAGGCAAAGUCAUAGUAAUGAGAUAGCACCUCUGAACUGUGCAGUCAGCAUACCCUGAGUGAUGGCUCAGGGGCGCACUACCUAUUUUGUCACCAGAGCUGACUCAGGCUUCCUGGACCCUCAACCCCAGAUCAUUCCAGGCAGCAUAGCUUUCUUCACAGUCCUUUCAGAAUUCCCAGGCUGAAAUCAGCCAUAGCAGUUGACAAAACAGCUAUCCCCACAAGUGAUGAGAUAGUCCCUUUACUGUCCUCAAAUGGACUUGGCCUUAGAGACGUGGUAAAGCACUUUGGCAGGGUUUAAAAUAUUUGUGAGAAGCCCACAUUUCAGUAUACAUCCUCACUGGCUUCCAUGCACCCACCUGACGGUAGCCUCACAGAAGUCCUGGCUGUCACUCAGGUGGGGAGCUCAUGGUGCCGCUGGGGACUUUUUAGAGAAAUGUAAAGAGAAUAGCUAUUCAGUGUCUACUAGCAGAGCAACAUGUGUCAAUUUAACCAAAUUCACAAAUAACCCUCCAUUUUUCAAUAUCUGCUACUGUAAACAUGAAUAUUGAAUACUGACAAGAGAAUACCCAUACAAAUCGUCCCACCGCCCUAGAGGCCACAGAAUUAGCCCAAAAUUAUCAAAGAACAUUAACUGGAAGGUCAGGUUUUUCAAGGAACAUAGCUUACAAAUGCAUCAGUGUGUAUCUGGAGAGCAUCCUAACUGCAUUUCAACUCAUCUUUUAAGUGAUUUCAGUCAAAACUGGAAAACAACUAAGAUGUAGUAAUUUUUUUUUCCUGGUUCAAACCUUCAAUAACUUGCUCAUUCAGCAGUCUCUCUGAGCUACAUUUUUAUUUGUAAAGUGACUCUGUCUGCAUGGCAAUGAGCAGGUGCGUGUUUUUUCCACAUUCGCCCUUUCUUGCAGUAUCCAGGGAAACACAUCAUUACAAAGGGUUUCUACCUGAAAUCUUUCAUGGAAGGCCUACAAUUCGAAAAGCUGCACAUGUUUACAGAAGAGCUCUUACCCUCCAUGCAAACACUUUGCUCUGUGGUGUCACAGCUUUGUGACAAUAAGAUGGCAAUCUCGGAUCUACAAGGUGCUGUCGGGAAUCAAAUAAAAUAUGUUAUCAGAGAUAUCAUCACAUCUAUAGUGUUUAACAGAGCUUUAUGCCAACUACUAAGACAAAGCUUUAACAAAGUUUAUAGAAUACUGAAACUCGUAACAAUUACCUCUCUACGUGAUGCUGUAAGGAAUCUUGCUAAUUUGGUAGGAAGAGGAAGCAUUUAGGAAAGGGUUUAGUAUCUACCAAAAGUACUUGACCUCAAGUAACCAAUAGUAAUGCAAACUUGCUUUAAAGGAACCAAAGGCAUUGCCAAGUAUUUGCCAAAAGGAGGCACUUUUUAUUUAAAAUUUGAGACUAAUGAGAUCUCAAAAAUCAGCCCCAAAAAGGUAUUAUCCAUUUAAGGUUAUAAUUUUCACUAAGAUGUAGAUAUUUCUCUUAUUGUUUUCAUGUAAAAUAGUAUAGAGUUGUUUUGUUGGUUUAAGAGUAACAUUCAGUAGUAAUACAAAGUUUUUUUUCUAUGUAGAAAUUAGUUUUCUUUUCUUGCUUGCAAUAGAAAUGCAAUGUGAUAGGUGUUUCUCUUCUUAUUUUCAUUGUCACAUUAUGUCUUAGCAUCUCACUUUAUGAAAAAAAGGAGAAAGAUACCAAUCUACAGAGCCCUGCUUGUUGAAGCACUAGUUUAAUCAACAAAAAAUUAUGGCAAUCGGGGGUCCAUUCAUCUAUUGCCUUUAUGUUGUUUUUUAAAAGAAAAACCAUGAUGCCUUUGUAUUUGCUGUUUGCACCCCUGAAAUCAAUUCCAUAUCAUGUUUGAAUGCCAUACAUUUUGCACAUGUACUGUACAUAAGUAAUGCAUACUGUAUUUUUAUAUGUGUGCACAUUUAUCAUCAGAUCUUUUGUACAUAGUGGCAGUAUUGUAGCUGAUCGGGAAAUGUUUGAUAUCUCAGCAAUUUUGCAUUUUUGUGUCUCAAAUAAAAGACAUUUUGAUGUACUAUGA